Messenger RNA from Salvelinus fontinalis (brook trout), 2652 nucleotides. RefSeq names its product sepiapterin reductase-like. NCBI's taxonomy places the organism in Eukaryota, Metazoa, Chordata, Actinopteri, Salmoniformes, Salmonidae. The record is from RefSeq and is a predicted model, not a curated record. Gene Ontology annotation, molecular function: sepiapterin reductase (NADP+) activity. Gene Ontology annotation, biological process: tetrahydrobiopterin biosynthetic process. The transcript has 3 exons. Bases 1 to 828 code for a protein of 275 amino acids.
AUGCAGGCCAAUGGUAUCUCCAACGUAAUUUUACCAGACGCGAAGGACCUAGGGAGAGCGCUGUGCAUCAUCACCGGGGCGUCCAAAGGAUUUGGCCGAACCAUAGCGAAAGAGAUUUCCCUGUUGCUCAAACCGAGGUCGGUGCUUGUUUUGGCGGCUCGCUCCGAUGAGAAAUUGCGGGAACUCCAGGCAAAUUUGGCUUCGUCGGAUGCGGGCAGGGCAGGGUUGGUAAUUCGUUGUGUUGUCGUAGACCUGGGAAUGAAAGAAGGGGUGGAAAGUGUCAUCAGGGCGGCGAAAGAGAUUUCCUCCGAGGAUAUUGACCAUCUCAUACUGAUAAACAAUGCUGCCUCUCUGGGAGACGUGUCGCGCUACGCCCAGAGUUUCACCAACAUGGCGGAGGUGGACUCCUACCUGUCACUCAACGUAAGCUCCGCCCUCAGCCUGACAGCCGGCCUGCUGCAGGUGUUCCCACGACGACAGGGGCUGCGGCGCUGUGUAGUCAACGUGAGCUCGCUGUGUGCUCUGCAGCCCCUCCCCUCCUGGGUGCUAUACUGCACAGGCAAGGCAGCCCGAGACAUGAUGUUCCGUGUGCUGGCAGAGGAGGAGCCGGACCUCCGUGUACUCAACUAUUCCCCAGGUCCCCUGAACACGGACAUGCAGGUGGAGGCCAGGGACUGCACGGCAGACCCUGGCGUGAGGAAGUCCUUCUCAGUCAUGCUCUCCCAGGGUCAGCUGCUCACCUGUGAAGACUCCUGUGCUAAGCUAAUGAAGGUGCUGCUGGAGGAUGACUACCCCUCCGGAGCACACCUUGAUUUCUAUGAUCUGUAGGGAGAGAGGGGGGAACUAGAAGACGCAGUGGGGCUCAGACUGGAGAUUAAUAUUUCUGGUGUAGGUACAAUUUUAUAGCCAGAACUGGUACUGGUUCAGAUUAGUUAGUUCGCUUCAAAGAUGGUUUUGAGUUAAUAAGAUCUGAUUCUAAAUCUGUUUGAGGUGGUAAGGUUUGAGUGAACCUUUUACCGAAUCAGAAGGAAACAUGGAGAAGGAAGGUUGAAGAUGUUUCCGUCAUCCAAAGCCAUAGGCCUACUGUAGUUACUGAGUUUGGCAAACUAUCCUGAGUCCAUGUUAGGGCCUAACAUUCCAUCCCAUGACAGUACUGUUCUAAUUUGCCUUGAAACUUUUGGUACCAAAAUAGCAUAUAUUAAAGUACUUUAUCUCAAACAAAGUUUACUGAACUCUAAACUGUGCAUCUUCUGAUCUGCCAUUUCAUAGUUGUUAGUGGUGCUGAUAUGCUCGUGUUUGUACGAAUGGUCACAGCCUAACAAAACCAAUGAAAUCAAGUAAAGGCUGCAACUUAUUGGUGAUUUAACGUAGAUUAUUUCUUGUUCCUUAUAUGAUCAUACGUGUAUACUUGAAUGGUGCCUUCAUGCAUAACCUCUGCUUAUAUGUAGAUCUGUUUUUGUAGUAUAGAUGUACCAUUCAAAAUCAUUUAUUUGAGACCAAAUUUACUGCUGUUAAACAGCAUAGGAGAAAAUAAUUGCUUUAUCCUCCUGUCUGCACUUUUAUUAAUGCUUUUGCUUUUUAAGAGUUGUAGCGCUCUACUUGUGGCAUUUCAUGGAGAUAUUCCAUAUGUUUAUCAGUGUUGUGGUGAAAUCCUGCACAGAGCCUUCACCGUGUGCUACCACUAACUUCUUCAUGAUUGGUGGGUUCCCUGUGGGACGAUUGAGCUAAUGUAGACUAAUGCGAUUAGCAUGAGGUUGUAUGUAACAAGAACAUUUCCCAGGACAUAGACAUAUCUGAUAUUGGCAGAAAGCUUAAAUUCUUGUUAAUCUAACAGCACUGUCUAGUUUACAGUAGCUAUUACAGUGAAAGAAUACCAUACUAUUGUUUGAGGAGAGUGCAGUUUUGAACAUGAAACGUUAUUAAUAAACAAAUUAGGCACAUUUUGGCAGUCUUAACCAUUUCCCCCCCAAAAUGGAAUGGUUCAUUGGAUCAGUCUAAAACUUUGCACAUACACAGCUGCCAUCUAGUGGCCAAAAUCUAAAUUGCACCUGGGCUGGAAUAAUACAUUAUGGCCUUUCUCUUGCAUUUCAAAGAUGAUGGUACAAAAAAGUGUUUUUUCUUUGUAUUAUCGUUUACCAGAUCUAAUGUAUUAUUCUCCUACAUUCCUUUCAUAUUUCCACAAACUUCAACGUGUUUCCUUUCAAAUGGUACCAAGAAAAUACAUAUCCUUGCUUCAGGGCCUGAGCUACAGUCAGUUCGAUUUGGGUUGUCAUUUUAGGCGUAAAUUGAAAAAAGGGGGCUGAUCCUUAAGAGCGCACCAGCUAUCAAGGAGGAGGAAGUAAAUGUUUCUUCUGUGUGUGUGUGAGCUCUCGGUUGGAGCGACAGACAAACCAACAGUGUAUUGGACAGACAGGCAGAUGAGAGCAACUGCAAGCCGGAAGUUAACAGCCAAGACCAUUCUGUCUGUCGCUGUGUCUCUCCAGUGGACUUUUUAGUGUUCAGUGUGGUUGGAAACUGUAAAUGCGCUUUUGACAUUUUUGUUAAAUAGAGUGUGCAUUUGAGUACUGUAUAUUGUUUAUAAUUGUUGUAUUCUCAUGUAACCGUAUGGAUUGAUUUGUGUAUUGGCUUAAAAUAGUUUGGGGACAUUUUAAA